UUUUUCCGCUUUUUUUCGGGGAAAGUGAGUUUUUGGGGUGGUUGGUAAAUGAAAAAUCAGUUUUACUUUCGUUACCUUCAUUGGGAAUACGAAAGAUUGUGGUGACGUUUUGGCCACACUUGACUGAAUCUGGUAUUGAAGUUUUUCUAAACACCGAGGGAAAUGUCGCAACAAAAACUCUUUGCAUGGUUAAAAAAAAUGGAGAGAUUCUUCAUUUACACAAGUGAUGAAGAAUCGCAGAGAAAAAAAAACUGAACAACUAAAACAAUGAAAUAUCUAUUUUGACCACAACAUCUCAUUAAAGUAAAUUUCUUUUCAAUGGGUGACUUACGGUGUCGGAAUGGUAGUGGUCAGAUUUGUAGUAUAAAUGGAAAAUGUCAACAAAUGCCAGACAUUAGUUUCAAUCAUAACAUCUUGGCCAAAACAUAGCCAGCCGGAGUCAUACAAUUGGAUAAACUACACAUCACAAUGCAGUCAUCAUGGAAAACCUUGGAAUAUUUAUUUUAUUUGGGCAUUUUCAUAUUGCUGUUGAAAUUUUCUGAAAGUGCCAGUAUAGAUGUUGAAACCACCACCGAAAGAUCCUCGAACGAGAAUAGACCGAGUGUUAAGCAAACGUUGGAGGAGUGUAAUACUUCGUUCAGUUGGAUAUGUUUGAAAAUUGAAUUUGUUAAAAUUCUGGAGUAUUUAACCGAACGUGAGGAGCUACGUCUAUUGAAUGGCAUUAGUCUGGUGAAAGAUCCUGAGGCCAAGGAAAUCAAGACUUCAGAAUUGAUGGCUGAUGUGGCACGUAGUUACCCAAAUGAUCCCAAUGCUCGAAUAAAUGGUUUUAUUGUCAACAAAAUCAACAACUUCCUACAAACACAUUAUCUACGCUUUAAACUGAUUGACGACAAAACCGUAAUGCAGGCCAGAUCUUUGGUGGAAACAGGACGAAAGGAUAAGUUUGGUAAAAAAGGAGGCAUGGAAAUGCUCUUGGCGGCCGGUCUAAUGAUGAAAGGCACCCUCAUGGCCAUGGGUAUGGGUGGCAUUGCUUUGAUGGCUGGCAAGGCAUUAAUGGCCGGUCUCAUGGCCCUGACAUUAUCCGCCGUAAUUGGUUUGAAGAGUUUAGCUGGCGGUGGUGGGAAAUCACACACAUAUGAGAUUGUAACAAAACCAAUUUAUACUUCAAGUCAUUCGCACUCGGGUGGUCAUGAUGACGGCCACAUUGGCCAUGUUGGACACAGUGGCAGUGGCUAUGCUGGAUAUGGACGGUCAUUAAAUUUAAAUUUACCUGCAAGUUUGAAGGAGAACAAAGUUCAUUAAAACAAAGUCGUAGCGAUAAAUUGGCACUUGAUCCUAAAAACUAACUGAACUGAAUAUUUAAUGUAAUGUAAUUUAUUUAUUUAUUUAUUAAUAGUUUAAGUAACUUUUUGCAACGAAAAAUAUUAAAAUGCGUGAACUAAUAAA
Molecule: messenger RNA, 1446 nt
Organism: Musca domestica (house fly)
Lineage: Eukaryota; Metazoa; Arthropoda; Insecta; Diptera; Muscidae
Gene: Osi16
Exons: 3
Coding region: 469-1302 (277 amino acids)
Source: RefSeq, a predicted model, not a curated record